AUGACUCAGACUGCGACUUGCGAAAUAGAGCUCCUCGAUGCGCUCCCGCACUUGGAGAGCGGGAGCAGGUUCGAUCGUGCCAAGACGCUCCCUGUCCAAACUCCCCAUGCGACCGCAAAUAACCCAGACGCAGAAUACUUUUCGGGCAUUAAUGCUUUGGAGGGCCACGGGCAUCCAACAGGUUCGGGUUACUCUUUGCCAACUCCACCCUCUACCGCCCAGAUUUCUGGUAUUCGUAUUGGGAAUAUAUUUAUAGAGGAUAAGGUUUUGUAUCUGGCUGGAUCUUGCAUGGGUAUUUUCGUCGUUGGCCUAAAUGAGACUGCCACAGGAGCCAAUCUACCUUCGUUUCAAGACUACUACCACCUGCCAUACGAUACAGUCUCGCUUGUCUUUCUAGGCGGGUUUAUCGGCUACUUGAUCUCGUGCAUGCUCAACUCGGUUCUACAGAACGCGAUUGGAACACGCAAUGUCCUACUGUUGGCCGGAGCACUUUACGCCGGAGGGUCUCUCCUAAUAUCUUUCGCUCCACCUUUCCCAGCCGUCAUGGUGGGACUCUGCUUCAUGGGGUUCGGUGCGGGCUUCUAUGAGGCUGCUUUAACCAGUGUGGUGUCCCACUUUGAAGAUAAUCGAUACAUGAACAUUUUGUACGCAUUCUCUGGGCUUGGCGCAUUGGUUUCCCCAUUCAUUAUCGGAGCCCUCGCAAAAAUCGGCGCCGCAUGGAAGCUCUACUAUUGGUUCCCAUUCGUCCUGGCAUCACUAAUUACUGGUAGUCAUUUUAUAAUUUUCAGGAACUACUCGACACCAUCAGAUCGCGAAGAGGUAUCUGAACAUGAGGGUGUGCGUGCAAAGUUCAAAAGGGUGGUGCAUAUGCCAAUCGCUUGGAUUGGGAUAGUAUUACUCUUUCUUAGCUUUUCAAUCGCCCAUGUAUUCACUAGUUGGUUGACUUCGUAUCUUAUGGAAAUCAAAGGAUCUGGCCCGGAUGUUUCUCGAUAUCAGUUGUCCAUGCUCUGGGCUGGCCUGACCGCCGGAAGAGUCUUUUUCUCCUUGCCGUUUAUCCACGUUCGCGAAAGAACGGGGAACACCAUAUUACUUGUCUCAAUGUGCGGAGCAAUCGGCCUAUUUUGGGCGGUCAAUUCUACUCCGUCGAAUUGGAUUGGAAUUGCUGCGGCUGGGUUCUUCUUAGGCCCAAAUACACCUGGAAUACUGUCCAUUAUAUCGGCUCGUGCCCCACCUAGCCUCAAGGGGAUCGUCAUUUCAAGUAUGAUUGGUCUGGGGUUGGCUGGUACUCUCGCACCCCUGGUUUUUGGUGUAGUUAUAGAAAAGGUCACUCCGGGCUUGCGUAUCCUGCCCCCAGUCAUUAUUGUACUCGCCUCCUUAUCCGCACUGGUUUUCUGGACUGUCCCGCCUCGCAGAAAGGUUGACUAG
This is a messenger RNA of Rhizoctonia solani, 1425 nucleotides long. Its product is annotated as major facilitator superfamily transporter. The record is from RefSeq and is a predicted model, not a curated record. Gene Ontology annotation, biological process: transmembrane transport. Gene Ontology annotation, molecular function: transmembrane transporter activity. The transcript is spliced from 14 exons. Lineage: Eukaryota; Fungi; Basidiomycota; Agaricomycetes; Cantharellales; Ceratobasidiaceae. The coding region runs from base 1 to 1425 and encodes 474 amino acids. Gene Ontology annotation, cellular component: membrane.